AUUCGGAUGUCGACACUUGCCCAACCAAGAGAUAAUACUAACCCAGAUAAUUACCCUUAUCCUUGUAAUCAAGGACUCCCCCAUAACCAUAGUAGAAGGAGCCAAACCGUUCCUCCUGUCUACAAAGAUUCGAAACCUUAUUUUCCUGACUCUCAAUAUCGGAGUUACACGCCAUGUAAUGGCCAGUACGGUGGUGAUUCAGGAGAACUAGAUGCCUUAUACCCUACUAAUUCUUCACCCUAUGAAGCUUACCAAGCAGAGCCAGAGAACUACCGUGCCUUUAGAAUACUUAGAAAAAUGCCAUUACCAACAUCCCCUGAUGAUAUGCAGGGCAAUCCGCCGGAUUAUGUGCCCGCUUCUAGUUAUGCUCAGGACGUUUCUUCUGCUCCACCACAGACCGCCUAUGGUCCAGGAUUUGAUUCUAAUGAAUACCUGUACGAGCCUGCGGCUCCCGCAGGCCCUGAGGACUAUGUUCCUGUCUAUCAUACAAGAAGCAGCUACACUUUACCCUACGACAGGGGCUACGCUUCUCCCCCUCCCCAAACAACAACAUAUUCUUAUGUGCCUCCUGAAUCUGCCCGACCUCUUUUUCGCUCCUCCCCCCAGUACGACGCUUACUCUUACCCCUACUCCGAUUACUCCUCUGUGCCCGCUGCUCCGCUCGUCUACGCUCGCUCCGCCCCCAUCGACCGGCCGUUCCCCUACCCCGCUGUCCGUACCUACAAGCGCGUCGUGCCCGUCCAGACCUGCUACGUCGCCGAGGGCUCCGUCCCCGUGCUCUCUCGCAGCCCCUCCCCGACCGCCGCGGAGUCCUAUCCGCAGCCGCUGCCCGCCGAUCCGCCGACGCAGGAGUACGUCUACCCGCCGGUGUGCGAGGUCCCCAUGGUUGCUGCCCAGCCCAUCCGGAUCGCUCCCGCCCCGCAGCCGCAGCCGCAGCUACAGCAGCCGCAGCAGCCGAUGAUGGUGGCUCCCAUGCAACCGCCGCAGUCGCAGCCACAACCACAGCCACAGCCGCAACCGCAACCGCCACAGCAAUCGAUAGCCCUCCGGUCCGUUCAACCUCAACCCCAACCGCUGCAGCAGCCACAGCCGCAGCCACAGCCGCAGUUACAGCAAUCGAUUCCUUCGUCCAAGCCGAGCCAGGCCUCUUCCAACUCGCUUUCUGUCCCAUCUUCUCGCUCGCAGAACCAGCGAGGCGCGGCCUCCGCAUCCACGUCCACGUCCUCCAGCCGACGAACGCAGCGGCAGCCUCGCAAGUCGCGACCAGGAAGCGCGGCGAGCCCCACGCCGUCGCCGACCUCGCCGUGCGAACCGACGAAGUCGGACGCGUUGAGCCAGCUGUGCUGCAGCCGGGAGCGAUGCCUGCAUCUGCAGAAGGAGCUGGGAACGAAGGGAGCGUCGAUGGUGGACUCGCUCUGCGACAAGCUGGGCGACGAUCUGGAGAACAUGCUCUCGCAUAAGUACGGAAACUACCUCUUCCAGCGACUCGUCGCGGUGGCCACGGACGAGCAGAAACGCCGGAUCAUCGCGUCGACACGCCGCAUGUUCGUCGCGGCAGCGAUGACGCAGCAGGGAACGCGAUCCGUGCAGGCGCUGAUCGAGGCCUGCCGGCAGGAAGACAUGCUGCGAUCCAUCGUGGAGAGCAUCGCGCCGCGCACGAAAGAGCUGUCCGAGGAUGUGAACGGCAACCACGUGAUCGCCCAGCUUAUCAAGGUCACGAUGGACUCGAUCCGCGCGCCCUUGCUGGAAGAGAUUCGCAAGCAUUGUGUGGAGCUUUGUAAAUCGAAAUACGGAUGCUCGGUGGUGAAUAAGUGUCUGGACACGCUGAAGGACAGCGAGUACCGCAUGCUGCUCAUUCACGAAAUCGAGUCGGAUGUCAACGAGAUUAUUUGUCACGAAUACGGCAACUACGUGAUCCAGGUGGGCGUUGCGGUGUGUCUUCCAUGCAGCAUCUCAUCAAGGUGUCUCCGCCCUCGGAGAGCCAGAAGUACUGCCAGUACGUGCUGGGGAACAUCUGCGCCUUCUCGACGGAUAUGUGUUCCAGCAACGUCGUGGAGCUCUCGAUCGAGAGUGGCGACGACGCGACACGCAAGAUGAUCAUCGACGAGAUGCUGUCGAACGGAGACCUGGACAAGAUCAUCCAGAGUCGCUAUGGGAAAUACGUGCUGCACAAGGCGCUGCUGAUGACGACGGGGCCGCUGAAGGAGCGACUGGAGCAAGCGAUCGAGAUGAACACGCGGAGCAUGAGAGCGGACGCGUACGAGGCCCAGUCACUGCCGAACUAUCGCAAGUUCGAGUGCUUUUAGGGAGUUGUUUAGGAGUGUUUGAAUGAAUGAAUGAAUGAAUGAAUGAAUGAUUGAAUGAAUAAAUGAAUGAAUAAAUAAAUGAAUAAUUGAUUGAUUGAGUUUUGUAUAUGAAUAAUUAUUAUUGUUCUGUUAUUUUCAAUAUUUAAGAUAUUACGAUAUUACGAUAUAUUAUUAUACUAUUACAUUAUGGUCCUACAGUUCUAUGUUUGAAUAAUGAUCUUAAUCAAGGUAUACUGAGUGUAUUUGGAAUUCCAAAAAUUGCCUUC
This is a messenger RNA of Blastocystis hominis, 2572 nucleotides long. RefSeq lists its product as hypothetical. The record is from RefSeq and is a predicted model, not a curated record. Gene Ontology annotation, molecular function: mRNA binding. The coding region runs from base 7 to 2097 and encodes 696 amino acids. Gene Ontology annotation, biological process: post-transcriptional regulation of gene expression. The transcript has 8 exons. Gene Ontology annotation, cellular component: cytoplasm. NCBI's taxonomy places the organism in Eukaryota, Bigyra, Opalinata, Blastocystidae.